CACUAAAUGGUCAACUACUUCCACUGCCGAUGAUUAAUUAUUGGUUCCUUCUUGUAACAAAACUGUUAUCGAUUGUGCCAUUGUGGAUAGCCUCUUCUCAUUUUAAUUUUACUUAAUUAAAAAAUCUCUGAUAAAACAGACGAGGAGAGCCAUUCUUUCUUUCUUUUUCCCUUUCCUUCGCUUUUUGUUAUUGAAAGAGGAGAACCACUCUCGUUUGAAUUUUUGUCUGUUUUCUUUCUUUUGUUGCAGCAGGAUAUUGAAAUUGGACAUCCUGAACCACAUCUUCCAUGGAUCAGGUCAAGACAAGGGUUUCUCCACUGGAGGCGUACAUGACAAGUAAACUCUUAAGGCAAUGUAAUACAAGUACCUCACGCCUAAGAGAACCGUUGCUGGAUGCAUGUUGAAGGAAAACUCAAAGCAAAUGGAGCAAGAAACUGAAAAAGUGGACAAGGAGAUUACAACAGUUUCGCCUGCGGCUCAACAUGUAGUCGGAGACAACAGUGACAUGCAGAGUGUAAAGGAAGAGGUGAAGAAGCAAUUUUGGCUCUCUGCUCCACUGAUCGGCGUGAGCCUCCUCCAAUACUCUCUUCAAGUCAUCUCCGUCAUGUUCGUUGGCCAUCUCGGCUCACUUCCUCUCUCCGCCGCAUCCAUAGCCACCUCCUUUGCCUCCGUCACCGGCUUCACUUUCCUGAUGGGUACAGCGAGCGCGUUGGAAACACUUUGUGGCCAAUCUUACGGAGCAAAGAUGUAUGGAAAGCUAGGCAUCUACAUGCAGAGAGCCAUGUUUGUUCUCCUCAUACUCUCCAUUCCUCUCUCCAUCAUUUGGACUUACACUGAGACCAUCCUUGUCUUCGUCCACCAAGACAAAUCCAUCGCCAACCUUGCAGGCUCAUACGCUCAAUACAUGAUCCCAAGCAUCUUCGCAUACGCUCUUCUUCAAUGCCUAAACAGGUUCUUGCAAACGCAAAACAAUGUGUUCCCUGUUUUUGUCUGCUCUGGAAUCACUACUUGUCUUCACGUGCUUCUCUGUUGGGUCUUGGUCUUGAAGACUGGUCUAGGACACAAGGGGGCUGCUCUUGCUAUCUCGGUCUCUUAUUGGCUCAACGUCAUUCUUCUCUCGUGCUACGUCAAGUUCUCAAGUUGUUGCUCACAAACAUGGACUGGUUUCUCCAUAGAGGCUCUUAGCCACAUCCCUGCUUUUAUGAAGCUUGGGUUUCCUUCCGCGGUUAUGGUCUGCUUAGAGCUAUGGUCGUUCGAGCUUCUGGUUCUCUUGUCAGGCCUACUUCCUAAUCCGGUUUUAGAAACUUCAACUCUUUCAAUCUGCCUUAAUACUUCAUUAACGCUCUGGAUGAUACCGGUUGGCCUUGGUGGUACUGCGAGCACAAGGAUUUCGAAUGAGUUAGGAGCAGGGAAUCCAAAAGGGGCAAAACUGGCUGUACGUGUUGUUGUAGCUAUAGUAAUCGUAGAGGGUAUUAUGAUGGGAUCAAUUUUGUUAGGUGUACGGAAUAAAUUGGGAUAUGCUUUCAGCAGCGAUCCAAAAGUCAUCAGUUAUGUAGCAUCAAUGAUACCAAUUGUCGCUGCAGGCAACUUCUUGGACGGAUUCCAAUGCGUUCUGUCAGGAGUUGCGAGAGGGUGUGGAUGGCAGAAAAUUGGAGCUUGUGUGAAUCUCGGCUCAUAUUAUCUAGUUGGAGUUCCCUUGGGGUUAUUACUAGGUUUCCAUUUACAUCUCGGUGGUCGGGGGCUAUGGCUGGGAAUUGUAACGGCUUUAGUUGUUCAAGUGAUGUCUCUUUCCAUCAUCACAUUAGUUACAAACUGGGAUCAAGAGGCCAUGAAAGCUAAAGACAGAGUUGGAUCUUCGAAUAAUGAGUUUAGAGAAGCUGAAGCAUCAAUCAUAUAGUAAUGGCUCAGAAAAUGUUUCGAUCUUUUUUGCAUUGUUCUGUUUCAAAUUGUAUUUUCUCGGUGAGUUGAAGCUUUCCACGGAUUUUGGUAAUGUAGUUUUUUUUUUGAUCAACGUAAUGUAGUUUUCAUGCCAUGAAAUUCAUGGUUGAAACUUA
Molecule: messenger RNA, 2054 nt
Organism: Brassica napus (rape)
Lineage: Eukaryota; Viridiplantae; Streptophyta; Magnoliopsida; Brassicales; Brassicaceae
Product: protein DETOXIFICATION 17
Exons: 11
Coding region: 398-1897 (499 amino acids)
Biological process (GO): xenobiotic detoxification by transmembrane export across the plasma membrane
Cellular component (GO): membrane
Molecular function (GO): xenobiotic transmembrane transporter activity; antiporter activity
Source: RefSeq, a predicted model, not a curated record